Molecule: messenger RNA, 323 nt
Organism: Linum tenue
Lineage: Eukaryota; Viridiplantae; Streptophyta; Magnoliopsida; Malpighiales; Linaceae
Source: the annotation of a GenBank genome assembly
CAAAGGCACAGAGUUGAUGGCACCUACAACAAUGGAUGAUAGCCAAACAGCAACUAUUGCCCCACCUCCAUAGAGAAGCACGGUGGACUUGUUCUCAACUGCAUCCCACUACUCAGGUACAAACAUUUUCAGAAUACUUUCACCAAUUUCAACAGCAAAGUCUCGGGGCUGAACAGCCAAGCAUUCGAAAAGGCGAGGUGGAAAUAUAUAAUACAAACCACCACCGUCUUGAAACUCACCUUCUCCUUCAGAUCAGUGAAGAUCUCAUUAGUAUCGACCGAGGUGGAGGUCUCAUCUGAAGAGGUGGCUCUGGUCUGGAGCAG